This is a messenger RNA of Aspergillus calidoustus, 1651 nucleotides long. NCBI's taxonomy places the organism in Eukaryota, Fungi, Ascomycota, Eurotiomycetes, Eurotiales, Aspergillaceae. The record is from the annotation of a GenBank genome assembly.
AUAUAAUAUGUGACCAGGACCAAACUCGAUUGAACCUUGUAAAACCUACUGAGCGUAGAUACCUAUAGCUGCCUUCUUUCAGGCCUCGUAUAAAGCCCCUAGAUCGAUCACCUGACCUUUUACUAGACCUCCUUCAGCAUCUCGUAUCUACCUGAAGCAAGAUACAGAGUCCGGAUCCCGCAUCCUUUCCACCUCCAUAUCUCUACUACUCCUCAUGGAGGAACAUACGACGAAAGUGCCAUAUCCAGCACGGUCCGACACCGACCCAGCGGCCGCUGACACUGACAUACCUUUCCGCCUGAAAACCGUAAUAUCCGCCCUCCUCACGAUAUGGCGAGAAGGCGGCCCGAACCGCACCUCAGAAACCCAAAUGCGCAAAGAGCUAGAAACUCUUCUUUCGCAUCCAGACGCUGUCCUCGACUUCUUCGACCCCGAUUUCGAACCCCUCAUUCUUCUCUCCGCGCAGGGUAAAGAAAACGACACGCUCUUCAACCUCCUAAUUGCUCACGACCCCAAUGCAGGGCCGAAUCCCGAUUUCCCAGCCCCUAGUAACGAGGUCCUUUUCUGGGCGUCGACGCACGGCCACGCAGGUCUCGUGAUGAGGCUCUUAGAGGUCGAUGGAAUCGACCCUAAUGUAAUGGACGAUGACCAAUACGGCGACGGCGAGACGCCGCUCACGUGCGCAGCAAAUAAUGAUGCGGUCGAUGUAUUGCGCGUGCUGUUGGAUGAUGAAAGAGUUGAUAUCAAUCUCUGCCCCAGCUGGGGAAGGGGUACGGCUGAGGAUGGGAACCGGCCCACGCACACGGCCUUAUGGUGGGCUGUGUCGGCUGGAAAGGAGAGGGCUGCGAGAUUGCUCGUUGAGAGGGGAGCAGCGAUUCCCCGACUUGAAAGUGAGGGGAUGGUGCGCAGAUUGCUUUUUGAGGGUGUGGAGAAGGGGUUGGUGACCAUUCUGGAGAUUGUCCUCAGGUCUUGCCGAGGACGUCGUGAGGCUGCUAGGGCUAGAGGUGAGCGCAGCAGUAACAGCAACAGCGGCAUCGGUGAUCAUAACUGGCUGUCGUGGAGCAACCAUCAUCGCCGGACACUUCUGUCCCUUGCUGCUGAGGGCGGCAAUGUAUCUGUCCUGGAUAUUCUCUUGCGAUACUCUGAGAACCCCUGGGGGGCAUUGAACGUUCCCGACUUACACGGCCGCACCGCGAUAUGGUACGCAGCGUCGGGAGGGCACGAUGAAGCUCUGCAGGUAUUACUGCCUCAUGUCGAUAAUACCCGGGCGAUCGAUUUUAGGGAUAAGGAGGGAAAAGGCGCGCUCGCGGAGGCUGUUGAGCAAUGGACUUCUCGCCGCGAGUACCCUGCGACGCACCGAUCUAUGGCUCUCGCGUGUAGAGCCAAUGUCGUGCGGCUGCUGCUUGGACAUUAUUUUGUUACGACGGAGUCGCUUGGUGGUGAGCAGAUUGAGAUACUUCUGGGACGCAGUGUUAGAGGUGGGUAUGUGGAGAUUGUAGAGGGACUUGCGAAAAAGGAUGCUCGUGUUAAUCGCGGGUCAACGUAUUUUGAUGGAUGCAAUCAGAAGACACUGGUUUCUUGGGCGGAGGAAGGGCGACAUCAAGAGCUGCUUGAUCUAUUGCUGGCGGAGAGCCCCGUGCAGACCAAGUAG